GAUCAUCAUCAUCCACUCGUUCAUCGGGUUUGAGAUUAGACGGUGGAGAAAGAGUAGAGUCUGAUUUGAGCAAUGGAGGGCAAAGAGGAGGAUGUUAGGUUGGGAGCCAACAAGUACUCGGAGAGGCAGCCGAUUGGGACGGCGGCUCAGAUCCAAGAUGAAGGAAAGGACUACAAGGAGCCACCGCCGGCUCCACUGUUCGAACCGGGCGAGCUGACCUCGUGGUCGUUUUACAGGGCUGGGAUCGCCGAGUUCGUGGCUACUUUCCUGUUUUUGUACAUAACGGUGUUGACGGUGAUGGGAGUGGUUAAGUCGAACACCAAGUGCUCGACGGUCGGGAUUCAAGGGAUCGCUUGGGCUUUUGGUGGCAUGAUCUUCGCUCUCGUCUACUGCACUGCUGGAAUUUCAGGGGGUCACAUAAACCCAGCAGUGACAUUUGGCCUGUUUUUGGCUAGGAAGCUGUCCUUGGUCAGGGCAAUUUUCUACAUAGUGAUGCAGUGCCUUGGUGCAAUCUGUGGUGCUGGUGUAGUCAAGGGCUUCAUGGGUCACACCCAGUACGGUUUACUUAAUGGUGGUGCCAACUUUGUUGCUCCUGGUUACACCAAGGGUGAUGGACUUGGUGCUGAGAUUGUUGGCACCUUUGUUCUUGUCUAUACUGUCUUCUCUGCCACCGAUGCCAAGCGCAGCGCCAGAGACUCUCACGUCCCUAUUUUGGCACCAUUGCCAAUUGGGUUCGCGGUGUUCUUGGUGCACUUGGCCACCAUCCCAAUUACCGGAACCGGUAUCAACCCUGCUAGGAGUCUUGGUGCAGCAAUCAUCUUCAACAAGGACCGUGGGUGGGAUGACCAUUGGAUUUUCUGGGUUGGUCCAUUCAUUGGUGCCGCCCUAGCAGCUCUGUACCACCAGGUUGUGAUCAGGGCCAUUCCCUUUCAGUCCAAGUGAUGAUAUUAUGAUAGAUGAUGGAUGGACCUUAUCUUUUGUUGCUGUUGCUGAAUUCCGGAUUGUUCCACUGUCUUUGUUGUCUUAUGUGUAUUUUGUAUGUAAGAAAAUGUGGGUAGCAUAUAUAUAUAUAUAUAUGUAUGUAUGUAUAUACAUGUGGUGUUGCUUGCUUCAAGAGCCUUCUUUCCUUGCUGCCUUUUUUUUUUUUGUUUAAAGGGAGGUUGUUAAUGAGCUUCUUAUCAAAAGUUUGGUAGGCUUUGUAUUUAUGUAUUUGUCAUUUGUCAUUUUCAAAUGACACCGACCCAAACCUACUCCUUUAAUUA
Tripterygium wilfordii is the source of this 1262-nucleotide messenger RNA. RefSeq names its product probable aquaporin PIP-type 7a. The coding region runs from base 73 to 942 and encodes 289 amino acids. Gene Ontology annotation, biological process: response to water deprivation; transmembrane transport. Gene Ontology annotation, molecular function: water channel activity. Lineage: Eukaryota; Viridiplantae; Streptophyta; Magnoliopsida; Celastrales; Celastraceae. The record is from RefSeq and is a predicted model, not a curated record. Gene Ontology annotation, cellular component: vacuole; plasmodesma; plasma membrane. The transcript is spliced from 4 exons.